Messenger RNA from Strongyloides ratti, 498 nucleotides. Its product is annotated as Phospholipase A2 domain-containing protein. The record is from RefSeq and is a predicted model, not a curated record. NCBI's taxonomy places the organism in Eukaryota, Metazoa, Nematoda, Chromadorea, Rhabditida, Strongyloididae. Gene Ontology annotation, biological process: phospholipid metabolic process; arachidonate secretion. Bases 1 to 498 code for a protein of 165 amino acids. The transcript has 2 exons. Gene Ontology annotation, molecular function: A2-type glycerophospholipase activity.
AUGAUAGCACGUAUCUGUUUUUACAUAUUUAUCUCACUUCUAGGAACAGCUUGCAUUUUAGUUAUCUUAACAAUAACUAAUUUUCCAACACUUCAACAACGAUAUGAACAUACUGGGCAUUGGGUUUGUGGUAAUGGUGAAAAUGAACAAUUAUCUGCCGUAUCUGCUAGUUAUAGAUGUCCUAAAGCUAAAGAAAAUUUAAAUCAAUGUUGUAAGUAUCAUGAUGAAUGUUAUCAUAAUCAAGUUGGAAGACAUUUUUGUGAUUUAAGUUUUUGUAAAUGUCUUCUAGCUAAUUUAGAGUAUUCUAACAGUUCAAAUGAUAAUAAUUGUAUCUCAACAGCUAAAGUAUAUUGUAAUUUUGUUACAGUUAUGGGUAUAUUUCCCUACACAGAUUCUAUGUGGUAUGAAGAGGAAGGUGAAAAAUAUAAAAUUAUCCAUCAAUUAUCAAUAUUAUCGAGUAUUAAAAAUUUUUUUAAAUCUUUGUUUAAUAAUAGAUAA